Molecule: messenger RNA, 546 nt
Organism: Beta vulgaris subsp. vulgaris (sugar beet)
Lineage: Eukaryota; Viridiplantae; Streptophyta; Magnoliopsida; Caryophyllales; Amaranthaceae
Exons: 1
Coding region: 1-546 (181 amino acids)
Source: RefSeq, a predicted model, not a curated record
AUGGUGCGACCUAAUACAUCGACAAAGUUUUGUGGAUGUAAUUUUAUGAUUAGGUUGGUUUUGGGGGACAAAUGGCAUGUGUCUAUUCCGAAUAGUGAUUAUGGUUUCCACAACCAUGCAUUCAUAGUAUAUGCGGAGGGUCACAGACGGACUAGUGGGCUCAAUGAUGAUGCUAGGCGGAUGGUUCGACAGAUGACUGAUGCCGAGACCGCACCCAGAAACAUUCAAGCUGCUGUAAAUGAGGCAUUCCCCCAUCUUCACCAAACGAUAAAGCAUAUAUACAACGAGAGGUAUUUUUACAAGAUGGAAGGGCGUGAAGAACGGACUUCAGCUGAAAAUUUUCUGUACCUUGCUCGUUCGAAAAACUAUGUGUAUUGGUCAUUACGGGAUGAUGAUGGAGUGAUCACUCAUGCAUUCAUGUCUCAUCCUGGUGGUACGAACGCAUUUCGUACCUAUCCAUGGGUAGUUGGCAUCGAUUCAACAUAUAAAACGAAUCGUUAUGGUAUGCCUUGCAUUGAGAUGAUAGGGGUGGCACCGACAAUAUGA